This is a messenger RNA of Saprolegnia parasitica CBS 223.65, 1347 nucleotides long. RefSeq lists its product as hypothetical. The transcript is spliced from 3 exons. Lineage: Eukaryota; Oomycota; Saprolegniomycetes; Saprolegniales; Saprolegniaceae. The record is from RefSeq and is a predicted model, not a curated record. The coding region runs from base 1 to 1347 and encodes 448 amino acids.
AUGUCGUCGUCGUUCGUGUGGGACCGAGACGUCUACAGCGGCGGCUUUGUCCAUGGCCAGCGCUACACGCUUGACCCGGCGUCGCAGCAUGUGCCGUUGAACGCGACGCAGAGAGCGCUGCGCCCGCCUCGACCCAUUGUCCCUGCCAACUACGAGACGUUCCUAGGACUGCCCUCGUACCGCGACGGCAACCGCUGCGGCUUCACGCUCUUCACAGCCUUGUCGCGCGCGUCACGCCCCGAGAACCUUGUGAUUGGUGUCGUCGAUCAAACCCGCGCCGGUGACGUCGCGUGCGUCGACGCGUACUGCAAACUCGCCGCCGCGCACUGGCCCACCGACACGACGUGCCGGUACCAAGAUCGCAUCCGCGUCGAUGCACAUGACGCGGCGGCGUCGACGGGUCCGAUCGCGGCGCGUGUGCGUCUCAACGCGCUCAUCCAAGACGAGGUCUUUUGCCUUUUGACCGAUGCCCACAUGCAGUUCCUGCCACACUGGGACGACGAACUCGUGGCCGACUGGACGCGCACCGAGAACGAGAUGGCAGUCCUCUCAGUCUACCCGCGCGGCUUUGAAUGGAUCGGGCCCAAUCUCACGCCGAAUGUGACGCAGACGCGUCACAUUUGCUACUUUGCCCACGCGACGCUGUCGACGGUGCCCGACUUUGGCGCGAUUCUGCUCGACAACUCAAACACGCCGCAGCUCGGCGCGGAUUGGCGCGGGCUUCCAACGCGCGUGGCCCUCGAUGCGCGUCUGCGCUGGGUCUUCCUCGGGGAGGAGCUCCUGCGCUCGAUGCAGCUCUGGACGCACGGCUACGACAUCUACUCACCAUCACGGCAAGGUCCCGUCGUCUUCCACGACGAGUCACGCAUCGGCCACAACGGCUCGUUUGAUGAAAAUGUGGUCGACCCCGACGCACAUGACACGGAGCGCGACUUGUCGAUGAAUCGUGUGCGCCAGCAGCUGCACUUGCCCGUGCUGGGCGAGGCGGACGAGACGGACCUGGACACAUACUACACACAAGACCUUGUUCGGUCUGUGGACGCCUACCUCGCGUUUGCGGGUAUUUCAAACGCGGAUCUCGCCAAGGACCACUGGCCCUGCGACCAGCUCCACUGGGUCCCGUACACCAACCCAGAGCCGAUCCACGCGCUCGUACCAGGCUACGCGACGGUCGACAUGCAGCGCAACAACGAUACUGCAUCGGUGUACUUUGUGGCUGGCGUGGUUGUCGUGGCACUUGCGGCGGCGGUGGGCGGCUGCGUGCGGCGCUGGCGCCGCCAAGCGGUAGCCUAUACCAGCGUGGUCACCGAGAGCGAUGACGAGACGAGGGCACUCAAACGGGUUUAA